AUGGCGAGUUUGUCCCCAUCAGCCGCAUUGGCUAGGGAAAGCAAGAACCCCGUCAUGCUGCUAAAUGAGAGGCGCCGUGCUCUAAAAUGGGAGGAAAAACAAACCUCCACCGGUUUCGUUGUUUCCGUUAUAAUCAACAAUCAAACAUACACGGGCAGUGGACCGAACAAAAAAGCCGCGAAAGCGCAAGCAGCGUUGGAAGCAUUUCGCUUCAACCCAAGCCUUUUGGACAAUCCGAUAGAUUACACUUUACAAAACGGUAGAAGCCCCGUUGCUGAGCUCAAUGAGCUGACGAAUGCUUCUGCGCGGUGGAAAGUGAACGAAAGAGAUGACGAAGGAAUGAUCAAGGCGACCGUCAUUCUCCAGGAGCACGAGUUCUCCGCCCUUGGCCAUCACAAAAGAAUGGCCAAGAAUCUAGCCGCCAAGAAAGCUCUCGAAGGGAUCCCAUUCAUCGAAGAUCUUCGAAAGCAGAAAAACAACCGUCGCCAAGUCAACCACUUGAACUCUCUAAACAAGGAUCCUCUCUGCGAGGUGAACGAAAAGCUUCCUCGGCAAGUUCAGUACACCAUCAAAAAAGAAGCUGCAAGCAAAGAUGACGCAAGUAGCACACCUUCUGUCGCAGUUACUGCCACGUACUGUAACUGUGAUUAUGAGGGAUUCGGGGCAACUCAGAAGGAGGCCAAAACCGAUGCCGCUCGAAAGUUGCUCGCUGAAAAUCCGCAUUUACAAAACAGUCAGGUGACUCUGGCAGAUGGAAGGAAUCCACUUGCUGUUCUUCACGAGCGAUUGCCAGAUGUUACCAUUGACACAAUUGAAUCUGGAAACGGAAUUUUCAAGGUCAACGCGGUCUACGGAAACACACGCUUCGAAGGGAUGGGUUUUAAUUUGAACCUGGCCAAGCGACGUGCUGCGCAAAAGCUGCUCGAAAAGUACCCUGUCUUCUUGGAAGAAAUUCCACUGACAGCAAAUGGACUUCCUCCCAUUGCUGAGCUCGCCCAGAAAGUGCUGCUCAAGUUUCAAACAGUGAAAGCGGAAGCAGGACAUUGUAUUGUACGAUGUGAACUUGACAGCAGAAACGUCUUCACUGGUGAAAGCUGGAACGUAAAGAUAGCGAGGCAGAAAUGUGCCCUCAACGUCCUCGAAAACUAUCCCUUGCUCAAAAAGGACAUGCCCAAGUUGGAAGAUGGACGUAGUCCGCUUCACGUUUUGAAUGCGAAACGGCCAGCUUUGACGUACGAACUUGAGCAGAAGCACGACGCGAAAUGGAUAGCCCGAGUGACAAUCGCGCAGGAGCAGUUCUGUGGCGAGGGUUACAAAAAGAAUAUCGCCAAGGCAGAAGCAGCGCAUGAGAUUAUUAAACGUUUCGGAGUGGAAAAUCUCGAAGAAGAGAAGGAGCGCGUUCUCUGUUUGGAUGGAACACAUCCCACCACGAAGAUUAACGAGCGGUUUCCAGGCUUCGUGAGCUACCAAGAGCUUGGUGAAACCACUUCAUCUGGUGUGAAGAUGUACACGAUUCAAAUCCAAGUCCGCACCAAUCUCGGCGCGCAGAAAUUCAAAGGAUCUGGCAGAAACAAAAAGCUCGCACGUGCCAAAGCAUCGCUAUCCGCACUCCAUCACUUGUUCCCUGGUGAAUACUGA
Messenger RNA from Oikopleura dioica, 1638 nucleotides. Lineage: Eukaryota; Metazoa; Chordata; Appendicularia; Copelata; Oikopleuridae. The record is from the annotation of a GenBank genome assembly.